This is a messenger RNA of Xenopus laevis (African clawed frog), 3328 nucleotides long. RefSeq names its product Ras related GTP binding D S homeolog (gene rragd.S). The record is from RefSeq and is a predicted model, not a curated record. NCBI's taxonomy places the organism in Eukaryota, Metazoa, Chordata, Amphibia, Anura, Pipidae. Gene Ontology annotation, biological process: negative regulation of autophagy; cellular response to amino acid starvation; positive regulation of TORC1 signaling. Gene Ontology annotation, cellular component: nucleus; cytoplasm; nucleoplasm. The transcript is spliced from 7 exons. Bases 311 to 1516 code for a protein of 401 amino acids. Gene Ontology annotation, molecular function: GTPase activity; protein heterodimerization activity; ribonucleoside triphosphate phosphatase activity.
GAGCUGAACUGUCAAAGCUCUAUUAAGCUUAUUGAUAACAUUUUAGACUGGGGUGGGAGCAGGAUGCACUGUCAUUUUACACAGAGAUGUCCUAUAAUGGACACCGUAGUAGAGGGCCGGCUCCAGUUGCCCACAUGCUGUAGUUGAGUGGCAGCAGGCUCAGUUCUAGUAACAGCAGCUCGGUGUCAGGUGACUGAGUCACACUGUUUCUCCACACACAGUUUAGAGUGGGGGAGAGCUGUGCUUUCUUGAGGCUGCGCCUGCACUAGAGCUGUCCGGUUCAGAGACAAGUACAGGGCGGUGAGUGACAAUGAACCUGCAAGGGAAAAGCCAUGAGCAACAGCAAGAGGAGGAAGGGGAUGACGAGGAAGAUGAUAUAAUGGGGGUGUCGGAUUAUGAAGAUGGAGACUGCUUCAUGGAUGGGGAGCGAGGAGACGAGGGAGAUGAUGAUGAUGAAGUUUUGGAUUUUACUGAUCCCUUCAGCUCAGAGGUUAAGCCAAGAAUCCUUUUGAUGGGCCUACGUAGAAGUGGCAAAUCUUCAAUUCAAAAGGUGGUCUUUCAUAAAAUGUCACCAAAUGAAACACUCUUCUUAGAAAGCACAAACAAGAUCUGCAGAGAAGAUGUCUCCAAUAGCUCAUUUGUAAACUUUCAGAUUUGGGAUUUCCCAGGGCAGAUUGAUUUCUUCGACCCAACAUUUGACUACGAGAUGAUUUUCAGAGGAACAGGUGCACUUAUAUUUGUCAUUGAUUCACAGGAUGAUUACAUGGAAGCACUGGCAAGAUUACACUUGACCGUGACAAGUGCAUACAAAGUAAACCCUGACAUCAACUUUGAAGUUUUUAUCCAUAAAGUGGAUGGUCUAUCAGAUGAUCAUAAGAUAGAAACGCAAAGAGAUAUCCAUCAGAGAGCAAAUGAUGACCUUGUAGAUGCAGGACUGGAGAAGAUCCAUUUGAGCUUUUAUCUCACCAGCAUAUAUGAUCACUCAAUUUUUGAAGCAUUCAGCAAAGUUGUACAGAAACUAAUUCCACAACUUCCAACCCUAGAGAAUCUUCUGAACAUCUUUAUAUCAAACUCCGGCAUAGAGAAGGUUUUCUUGUUUGACGUGGUCAGUAAAAUCUACAUAGCCACAGACAGCUCUCCAGUGGACAUGCAGACUUACGAACUGUGUUGUGAUAUUAUCGAUGUGGUUAUCGACAUCUCCUGCAUCUAUGGGCUCAAAGGGGCUGGGACUCCAUAUGACAAGGAAUCACUGGCAAUCAUAAAACUAAACAACACUACAGUAUUGUACUUAAAGGAGGUGACAAAGUUCUUAGCCCUUGUUUGCUUUGUACGAGAAGAGAGUUUUGAGAGGAAAGGGUUGAUAGACUACAAUUUCCAUUGCUUUCGAAAGGCUAUUCAGGAGGUGUUUGAAGUGAGGGUGAAAGUACUACGAUCUCGAAAACACCAGAGUCAGACAAAGAAGAGCAGGAGAGCGACUCCCAAUGGAACACUUGGAACACUAGGAGUGCCAUUAUAGGCAUGGAGAGGAGCAGAAUGCAAAUGGUGGAACACAGAACCUACCUUUCUGCAUCUGUCAAGCUCACUUAACAAUUCAGUAUAUUGCUCACCUUUGUCCCGAAAAGAGAAAACUCACAUGAAACUGCAUUGUGCAAGGCCUCUGAACAAAGAAGUAGGGAAUAGGCUUAGUUUAAGUCUCCAGAUAUUGUUACUUGCAAGAAGAACUUUACUUUGCAGUGAAAUCAGUAAUAAACUAACAUUGUUAUUCUCUAGACCGAAAGUUCCACUAAUUGACUAGUCUAUGUUAGCAGUCAUGCUCACAGAAAGCACUGAAGUGGAAUUAAUACAAUUUAUUCUGUAUUUAUUAGAGAGUACAUAUAUAUCUGCUCUACAGUUCUUCUAAUUAGAUAAUAAUCUGACAACCAAAAAUGCAUUCACAAGCAAACUACCACCUAGACUGAUAAUUAUAUAUAUAUUUAAUCAGCCUCCUAGAAUAUAUCUCUUGUGUGCAGCUAGAUUUGGUUGCAACAAAGAGGUCGGGCAUGAAUGCACUUCUGUGGCUUUAGUAACCUCCACAUAUAUUUUAAAGGGGAUUUAAAGGCUUCCAAUUAAUUAAGGGAUUUUAGUAGAAUCGUUAGAAACAAGUAACUUUCCAAUAUACAUGCCUAAUUUUAUUCUUAUUUUUGAAAUAAUCAGUCCAUUUUCCUCUGCAGCCACAGGCAACUGCUUGCUUCCUUUAUGCAGUAACCAGAUCCCUCUCCUACUGCCCAUUUGUGCAGCAGGAGCCAAUCAGAGGCAAGCAAGCUGGUGUAUUCUCUGCUCUGGCUGCAGUGAGAAAUAGGGAAAGCCUGCAACUGCCUAAGAUUCUAGAACAGCUGAAGUAGGGCUGAAUGAGGCUGCCUUUUAGAGAUGAAGACACUGGGUAUUUUAUCUUUACAAAAGUAAGACUAAAGUAAUGCAUGUAUAUUGCAAAUUUGCUUGUUUUUAGGGAUUCUAUUAGAAUCCCUUAUCUUAAUAGGAAGACUUUACAUCUCUUAUCCUCUUUUCAAUAAUUAGCAAUGGCUGCUGCUCAGACCCCAGAGAUGAAUACUUAUGCUAAGCUGCUCCAGGCCUGUGGGAGCAUUUGGAUGGAAUGCUGAACUGUUUGCAAAUAUUACAGUGGCUUCUGUAUAUCUUUUAAUUAUGCAAAUACAAUAGCCUGUUCUAGAAGUAGGAGUAAUAUAACAGAGUUGUGUUUUGACUGCAAAACAACUCUGAGAGAGAUACAUACACUUAUUUAUGUAAACCAAAUGCUCAACAAAAUAUAAGACAUGGUGAAAGCAUUUACUUUCAUAUUUUUUUUUUAACCUUUUAGGGUCUAAAUAUGUUUAUUUAUAAUCCUUAAUUAUAAACUUGGGUGCAAAGAUUACCUAUACGUUUAAUCAUAAAGAAAAACACAACCCUACAGUAGUAUCUGUCAUAUUUAUUAUUUUUAUUUCACUUGCAAAUAUUAUCGAAGUUUCUUGGAAAUUGCACUAUUUUAUAUGGCAGCAUAAGGGAAAAUCCUGCAGUAUAAGGAUGAUCUGCUGGGUUGUGCUCAUCAUUUGGUUUAAUUAAUGAAUGCUGCAUCAAUAGUACCACUUAAUGUAUCUUACAACUAACUGCAGGAAAAGGCAAUAUGGAGAAAUAUAAGAACUGACACUGGUAUUUUUAUGUAAACUCAUGGAUUUUGGUUUAUAACAAAUAUGAAAAGCUUUUAUAUCUUUCCUAAAAUUAAUGUAAAUGUGUUAUUUUCCUGUAAGUGCGUUGAAGCAAUCAAUAAAUCUUUGGCUGAUGCUCUGAAUGUAACAAA